GGGGACACAUGCAGUGGGUCUCACUUUGCCAAUUCGGUGUGAACGAGCGUGCAGUAGACAAACAAAGAAACGCACAUACCAUCAGCUGGCUGACACGCAGUCUACGUUACUCACUCUUCCAUUGUCACAUCUUUGAAUGGCUCGUCAGGGGUGUGACCAUCGCUGUUUACGGCCACGGCAGCUGGGGGCACUGUGGCGGUCUCUGCCGCCGCGGCAGCAUCUCCCUCCUUACGUGCUGCGGGCUCUGGCUCCUCGGCGGGCUGCUGCUGCUCCUCUUGGGCGGGGAGCGCCCAGGUGUAGUUGGCGGCUUGACGGGGGUGCUGAUGCAUAUUAAAGAAGGCGUUGAUGUAGCUCUGCACAGAUACACACAUACGUGUACGGAGUUCUCUGGCAGGGGUGGGUCAGUGAUUGCGUAUUACCGUGCCUUUGUAGUGGAUGGGGCCGUACUCGAGAACCUCGGUGAAGAAGUAGGAAGUCUGCGGUUGACACACAAACAACAUACAUACCGCCGACGGACGCACACCAGGACGGAUGUGUGUAUGGAUGUCUCGUGCUGGCUGUCUGGCCGUCUGUGUGGACCGACCGUCACAGUGCUGAGGACAGCUCCUGGGACAUCCAUCCAUCCACCCAGCCACCCACCCACGACACAAACAAGAGGAGACACAGCCACAGACGGAAGACAGACAUAUGAUGCUUGCUGUAGGGACAUGCAUGUACAUGUUCUCGGGCACUCAUUCUUCACUCACCUGCGGGCCAUCCCAGCAGAUCUCCGUCGACCUUGUCCCCGGUCACGUCGUUGACGAGGUUAUCGCGGAAGGUCAUGGCGGGACCACUGUUGUCAAAACCAUACGCUGCAGAGGGACACAUGUACACAGAUAGCCACAAGCACGCGGUGUUCUCCCACCCAUCCGUUGUCCACCGACCGACCUUGCAGCAAGCUCGAGACGAACAUGGCCUGAUCGAAGGAGUGAACAAAACAUCAGCCUCACGUGUGGUGUGUGGGGAGGGGGCAGGUGUUCGUGUACCUUGAAGCAUGCAAAGUAGUUGAAUGGAUUGAGCUUCAUGGACUGGUUGUUCUCCGGGUUGACCCACAUAUGGCCGUCCCUCAGCACCAGGUUGCACAUCUUGGGCGCCCUCUCCUUGAAGUGGGGGAAGUUGUUUUCGAGGUCGUCCUGCCCUGUCUCAACCGCUGGCAGGAUAUCGGGUUUGGAGAAAUCGGCCACUCCGGCGGCCUCCAUUUCUCCCGCCAGGUAGCCUAUCACGUUGCCCGUCUUCUGUAUGUUGAAACGGACAUUUCGUGCUAUCUGACAACCACACACAUCACAUGCCACUCACACAACUUGUGCUCGCAGGGCACGGAGGUUCGCUUUGCUUUGCUUGCCGUGAUUUUCUCUUUGAUGUCUCGUGGUAUGGGGUAUGCGAUGCCGCCGUUGGAUGGCAGGGUGUUUUGCAUCAGGAACGUGUCGAUGAGGGUCUUGCACUCGCGGUUUGUUCUCUUCACCUCAUCGGGCGCAAGAUCCGACCUCACCGCCCCCACCAGCUGACCGACCAUAUCAGAAAAAGGAAGUUUGCACGUGGCUACAAUCAGAAUGUGUCUCACACUGUCCUUCUGUCUGAUUGCGCGUGUGUGUGUGUCUCCAUCCAUCCAUCCAUGUAUGCGUGCAUGCCUUGGUGCAGGGGAUAUCUUCCGCGCUUGGAAUCCUGCGAGGUAGGUGUGUGUCACACACGGGAAAUCCUUGAUUUUUCCUUAAAUUGCUCCGACUACCUGAUCUUGUAGUCGUCGGACUGUAGGUCGGUAACAUCGAAGCCCAGCCGCUUGCAGGCACUAGAGGUCCCUUCCUGGUAGUGUCUCCACAGAACUCCUGCAGCCCGAUGAGCUCGUUGUCGUUGGCGUCUACCACCUUGUAGCGGCCGCCCGACUUCUCGAAGGUGACGUCCCCGGCUGCACACGGCUGCUCCCAAUCUGCACGCGAAUACACACACACACACGCACACACACACACACACACAAUGCAGGGAGGCAUCCACGUCUAUCGCUUGGCCUACUUUCGUUGAAGCAUGGGUGUACGCACACUUCCUUGUUCGGCCCCUGUCGGAAUUUCAUGUUCGAACAGGCCACCUUGAUCACAAUGGCACGCGCACGGUUGAUGCUGCGAGACAGCCAGCGACACAGACAGCCAAGAGUGCAGCCAUGGAUCGAUUCAAGACACACACACAGCACACGGCGCCACACUGGUGACUGACUGACUGACUGACCCACCCGAGGUUCAUGAAGGAUGUGGCGAAGAUUGGAAUGUCCUCUCUCAGGUAGGGCACCAUGGCGUUCCGUCGAUCGACGCCGCGGUUGACGUAUCCUGUGUCCAGCAGACCUUGGUGGAUGGACGAGCGCUGGCCUGUGUAGGGGAACGCUAUCUGCGCACUGGCACCACCGAUCUCCAUCAUACCCACCUGCGCACCGCAUCCACGCAGAGACACGCAGGCACAAUGAAUGGACAGUGAGCCAGCGACUGGCUGACCGACCGACCGACCGGCUGGAGAUUGGCGGGCAUGGUGAUCUUGCGGUCAUUUUCGACGAACGGAGAUGACUCGAAGAGCCAGUCGCUGAAGGCCGGCAGGGGUGAGUGUGUCUUCUUGCUGCCUUUCAGCCCGCUCAUGAUCUCCUUGGCGGCGAGCUUCCACCCGGUCCCGGCGCUGUUCGCGGGGCUGUACUUGUAUUGGCAGGGGGAGGUCGAGCCGCGACAGGCCCACUUGAGCAGCUCGCCGAUGAACAGGUUGACGGCAAGGAACGCAUACACUGCCUCCUGGCAGGUACACAGACACAGAGAUACUGCCGCUGUCUGUCUCUAAGUCAAUCACUUGUUUACCUCUGAUCCAGACACCCGACGGCCAGUGGACCUGAACAGGAAGCAAAGCAAAACAAAGCUCUUUGACAAUGAGUGAGUCCAUCCAUCGGGCUGACUGACUGACUGACGGACUCGGUGCAGAAAAGGUUGAUGCCCUUCAGGCUUGCAUAUUUGUUGAUGACGCUUCGCGCGGCCGAGAAGAUCCGCUUGGAUAUGUCAGAGGGCAGAUCACGGACACCUGCACUCAGUCAUGCACUCGAUCAUUCGCUCGUUGACGGCAGUGGAGACAGACACACGAAGAGAGACAGACAGAGCGAGAGGCUUGUGACUGAGUGGCUGACCUGCUGUUGCGAAGAUCAUGACAGGAAUGUCUGUGAAUGUUGGAAUCGGCCUCUCAACAGGAAGUAUCGGCUGCACCCACCGACCCCACCCACUCGUGUAUCAGACCACAUAUGUAUGCAUGUAUGAAUGGACAUGUAUGCAUCUUGUGUAAUCCAUACCUUGCUCACGACCUUUUCCAUAAGGUCAACGAUUUUGGUAAGGAAGCUGUCGAGGUAGUCCUGCAGCACCUUCUCGUCCCUUUCGGUGUGCCACACUGCCCCGUCAGCGGAUACCAACGGUUUCUCGGCCAGAUCGGCGUUCGUCUCAAAAAACUUGCGGAUCCCCUGCGGUGUCCUGAUGUCCUCCCCGGGGUCGAUCGGCUCCAGAGUGUCCCACAGAACUUUGCGGCCCUCGAAAUCCGCACCUGCAGGCAACAACCAGUCGAGCCGAUUUGGACGACAUGCAGGCAGCGAGAGACACAAAUGUACGCGAGUACAUAGUAACGUAUAAUGCCGAUCAUGCAGCGCACAACAAGUAAGUACCUGAGAUGAGAUGUUGUGUGUUGGUGCAUGUCUCGGACAGCGCCUUGAAGAAGAAUGCCGCCGUCUUGCUGGAACCGGCGUCGAGCACCACGAAGUAGUGGCGGGCAAUGUGGCAGCCGUGACGGGAACCGACGUGCUGAUAGCUAUAAGAGGGAUCCCGAUCGGAAUAUAUACUCGGAACAUAUACUUGAUUGGAACGCAGGGCCAUCCCGGAAGGAGAAAGCGUUGGUGCCUCUGCGUUGGCAAAUUGUGCUUCUGCUGCUUCGGGGGGCGGCGUAUUGAUGCUGAAAGCGACUGCAGAUGAGUCGGGGGAGGAGAGAGCUACCACCGCAAGCAGCACAGACGGAAAGGCUCUCUGCUGCUUCAUCAUGGCCAUUGCAGUGACAGGUGACACGGCCGUCUCGAUUCCCGCGGUUUCACGUAAGUCUGCCGGCAGGGCCGUCCAUCAGGCCGUCACACCAGCGGCAGCGACACUCGCUGUUGUCUGAGAGACG
This is a messenger RNA of Vitrella brassicaformis, 4200 nucleotides long. NCBI's taxonomy places the organism in Eukaryota, Vitrellaceae. The record is from the annotation of a GenBank genome assembly.